AUGUGUGGUAGAUAUGCCCUUGGCGUGCGCAUGGCCUUCGUGCGUCGCCGCCUCGAAGAACAAGGCCUCCAGGUCGACGAAGCGCCCUCUGAUGACGACGUCCGAGAAACAUACAACUUCGCCCCGGGGAACUUUGGCGCCGUGUAUCGCGCGGAUAUAUAUCCCUCCGGACACAACGAGGAACAACCUGAGGACGACGACACUACAUCACCGGCCCAGAACAAUGCAACAGAGAAAGACGAACAGACGCACCCCCAGCUCAAAUACAAAAUCCAGAGCAUGAAGUGGGGACUGGUCCCGUUCUGGACGAAGCGGAAACCGGAUUACGGGUCGAUGAUGCGGACGAUUAAUUGUCGGAGUGACUCGCUGGCCGAGGAUCGCGGGAUGUGGACGUCCAUGAAGCGGAGGAAGAGAUGUGUAGUCGUCUGUCAGGGUUUCUAUGAGUGGUUGAAGAAGGGGCCUGGGGGGAAGGAGAGGGUGCCGCAUUUUGUGAAGAGGAAGGAUGGGGAGUUGAUGCUCUUUGCGGGGUUGUGGGAUUGUGUUUCUUAUGAAGGGGAGGAUGAACAGCUCUACACGUAUACGGUUAUUACGACGUCCUCGAACGCUUAUCUGAAGUUCCUUCAUGAUCGCAUGCCGGUCAUUCUGGAGCCAAAUAGUGAGGCGAUGAAGAUUUGGCUGGAUCCGAAUCGGACGACGUGGUCGAAGGAACUGCAGUCUGUGCUGAAGCCAUACGAGGGCGAGUUGGAAUGCUAUCCAGUUCCCAAGGAGGUUGGCAAGGUUGGAAACAACUCCCCUGACUUCAUUGUGCCGAAAAAGACCGAGCCGGGUGUCAAAGUCGAAGGUGAUGGCAUUGCGGAUCAAAAUAUAGUCGAGAACGAAGACGAUCCGCGUCCAAUGAGGGAAAGUGAAUGGAGUGAGGACAAUGCACCCAAACCAGCAGCAGGCACUAAGAGAGAACGCACCCCCGAGGGACCUGAAGAGGUAGCAGAUGAGGGGAUGAAGAGACCAAAGACAGAGCCGCUCACUCCUUCGUCAAAGAUGGCCUCAGAGCAUAACCUAGCAUCGAAGCAACAGACAACCCCUGUCGGAAAGAAGAUGCGAAGUGCCACUCAUAAUGAAAAGCCCACGAAAAAGGUAAAUGCGAAGAAAGCUGAUGGAUCCCAGCCAAUCACAAAAUUUUUCUCAACCUGA
Messenger RNA from Aspergillus nomiae NRRL 13137, 1191 nucleotides. Its product is annotated as SOS response-associated peptidase. The transcript is spliced from 4 exons. Gene Ontology annotation, biological process: DNA damage response. Gene Ontology annotation, molecular function: single-stranded DNA binding. NCBI's taxonomy places the organism in Eukaryota, Fungi, Ascomycota, Eurotiomycetes, Eurotiales, Aspergillaceae. The record is from RefSeq and is a predicted model, not a curated record. Bases 1 to 1191 code for a protein of 396 amino acids.